AUGUCUGCACAGAGAUCCCAGGAUGAAGAUGACCCUGAUGAAAUCAGUGCAGGACCAAGUCGCAAGAGACACAAAAGUGCCCAUGUGUACAGCAAUAACAUUAGCUCUAGUUUGCAGCUGUCACAACAAGAGCAGAGUGCAUCCAGUGGGAUCUUAGAGUAUGUGACGGUAAAAAAUUUCAUGUGUCUCGACAAUAUGAUGUGUGCCUUCUCACCACAAAUCAACUUGGUGCAGGGAAGAAAUGGAAGUGGUAAGAGUGCAAUUUUAACAGCAAUAAUAGUUGGGUUAGGUGGUAGCAGCCGAACAACAAAUCGAGGAAACAAUCUUAAAGAAUUAGUGAAGUAUGGAAAACAAUCUGCUACAAUUGAGAUUGCAUUAAAAAACAGUGGGAGAGAUGCCUACAAGCUUGACCUGUAUGGUGACAUGAUUAUUGUGGAGCGUAAGAUACAAGCUAAUGGUGGAGGAGGAAGAUACAAGUUAAAAGCAAAAGAUGGUAACGUGUCUUCAUUACAUAAGUUGUAUAAUUAUUCAGAGCCACAAGCAUUAUACAAAUUUUUCCUGAAGGCAACUCAGCUGCAGCAGAUGAAUGAUGAUUACAAUGAGCUAGAAAAGGCACUUAAGGUCUCACUUGAUAUUAUAGAAGACCGGAAAGAAGAUUAA
This is a messenger RNA of Homarus americanus (American lobster), 660 nucleotides long. RefSeq names its product structural maintenance of chromosomes protein 6-like. Gene Ontology annotation, biological process: double-strand break repair via homologous recombination. The record is from RefSeq and is a predicted model, not a curated record. Gene Ontology annotation, cellular component: site of double-strand break; Smc5-Smc6 complex; nucleus. The coding region runs from base 1 to 660 and encodes 219 amino acids. Gene Ontology annotation, molecular function: single-stranded DNA binding; ATP hydrolysis activity; damaged DNA binding. NCBI's taxonomy places the organism in Eukaryota, Metazoa, Arthropoda, Malacostraca, Decapoda, Nephropidae. The transcript is spliced from 6 exons.